UCAAAUUUAUAUAUUGGACCCAAUCAACCAUGCGGCCAGCAGAGCCGUCAGUCAGAAGGUCCACACACGCAAGCGCACGCACACACACAUCUGCACACACGCACGGUCACACACGCGCGUGAGGUAGUCUGCACACAACGAAGGAAGGACGAGUAGAUAGGGAUACCCCCACCACACCCAGCCCCACCACACCCACCACCCAGCAAUGGACACCCACACCCACACCCAUCAGCAAUAGACAUCGACGGUAGUCUCUCACUACUCAUUCACUUGGGAAGUGUGGUGACGAGCCACUCCAUGCCGUCCUGCAGCCCGUCCCCCGUCUUGGCCGAACACGCCUGGAUGUUCCACGUGCGGUCCCGGAUCGCAUGCAGCGACAACUGCUCCGCUAUCUGACAUGACACAGAGGGAUUGAUCCAUCCAGUGAGUGACACGCACGACAGACACACCAUAAGAUAGAUACACGCUGUGUGUGUGCAGCCCCGUACCCACCUCCUGUGCGGACAGGGCCUGCAGGAGGUCCUGUUUGUUCGCAAACACCAGCAAUGGGAUGCCACCUGCACACACACACAGAUACACACACACACACACACUCCCUGUCUGUCUGUCUCUCUGUGUGUGUGUCUGUGUGUGUGUGCCUAGUUUGUCCUGCUGCAGCAGUUCGUUGAGCUCCUCCCCGCUCUCCUCCAGCCGCCGCCUGUCCGCGCUGUCGAUCACAUAGAUCUGCACACACCAACACAACACAACACAGGACAAGACAGCAAUGAACAGAUGGAUGGAUGGAUGGACAGACACUCCAGGCGUCCGUCAUUCGCUCUAAUACCAGCGCGUCGGUGCCUUCAAAGUAGUUCUGCCAGUACGCCCUAAUGGUCUUCUGACCUGACCACAUUGUAUGUGCCACAUCCAUCCAUCCAUCCCAUCAGCCACAGAGCCCGACCCCGCAAGUACCUCCGAUAUCCCAGACGUUGAGCUUGAAGGAUCCCUGGACGAGCGACUUGAUGUUGAAGCCCUGCGUGGGCAUGAUGUGGCUGAUGUCCUCAUCGCUAAGCUUCUUCAGGAUGGUCGUCUUGCCGCUGUUGUCCAGCCCCAGCACCAGGAUCCGCGCCUCGCUGUCGCUACGCUUCAGCUUACGCAAUAACGUCAACAGUCCCUGAAAGAAAGAAAGAACGAGCCAACGGACGGAUAUAUGGGAUGGGAUGGACGGAUGAGGAGAGAGAGGCACAGCACCACAGCACACGGCAGAUGUUGGUUGGAUGGACGGAAAGGGGUGAGAACUGAGCAAUGCGGUGUGUGGGUGGCUCCUUACCAUCAGGCAACUGCGCGCGCCCUCA
Vitrella brassicaformis is the source of this 1331-nucleotide messenger RNA. Lineage: Eukaryota; Vitrellaceae. The record is from the annotation of a GenBank genome assembly.